AUGUUCAAUUUCGGCGGUGCCGUUCCCACGUACACGGGACCCAAUGAAUGGGGAGACAAUUGGAGCCCAUCUUCAGCUUCAGCUUCGGUCAGCUUCUGCCGCGUGGCGGCACAAAUGUCUCACGGUGAACGGGCACUCUCCGUUGUCCCAGUCCCACGAACGGAGCGUGAAGCCAGACCCGGUGCUCUGGUAAAAGCGUGUGUCACUAGCUUCGCGAUGCCGACGCUUCUCCAGCCAGCCACGACCCGAGCAGAGGUAUCUCACCCUAUGUGCUACGGCCCGACACUACGGAUAGAGGUCCGAAAAUUGGAAAAAUCGUAUUCGUUGACCCUCAUCGUCCUUUCCAUUCUGAGAAACCCAUUCCGCGUUGCCCUAGCCAUAGCUUCAGAACUCUGGGCCGCCCUCCGCUCACUUGUAGCCGGCGGCAAUCAAGUGCCGCCUCUUCGGACAUGGACAUUUACCACCGGAAAGGGACAAGAGGCAUCGUCCAAGUGGGAUGCCAUCGGUGACGAGAGCUACUCUGUUGCUCACAUUACCCACGAAUCGUAG
Messenger RNA from Colletotrichum costaricense, 549 nucleotides. RefSeq lists its product as uncharacterized. The coding region runs from base 1 to 549 and encodes 182 amino acids. The record is from RefSeq and is a predicted model, not a curated record. NCBI's taxonomy places the organism in Eukaryota, Fungi, Ascomycota, Sordariomycetes, Glomerellales, Glomerellaceae. The transcript is spliced from 2 exons.